UGUGCGUGUGACUGUGGUAGAGAAAGGUCCACUUACGACUUGCCCCUUCGCGGACACACAAUCUCAACUCGUCCUUUACAAAUUACAAUUUUAUUUUAUUUUGCCAAAACCAAACUACACUUUUGUCUCUUUCUCAUGUACGUUUGGUCUAUUUCUGGUCCAGGUGGGAAUUUCCCACUAUUACCACUAGUUUAAUAUCCAUUCCCACUUUCUAAAGCACUCAAACGAAUCUCUUUUUCUUUAUUAAGUAACAACAGAAGAAAAAAUAAAUUGGAAAAAUCAAACAAUUAGUACGUGUGGAUAUUUCAAUAUCUUCUGGGCGGCAUUUUGAUUAUUUCAACACAUUAAAAAGAAAAAACUCGAGACUUAUUAUUCUGGUGAACCACUCUCACCAAAGAUAUUUUGUAGCAAAAAAGGUUAAUGGAGGACACGUAGGGCCAAAGGAACAGACAGAUGGUGUGUGAUUAAGCAACUGCAUUCUCUCUCUCUUCCAUGUCCUAAACCUAUGUCUCCAUACAUACACAUUCUCUUCAAAACUCAUUUCUUCUUCCGAUCCCCCCUUCUUUAAAUAGCGUCUCUCUCCCUUCACUCAUAAAUACAUUGAUCAUAUAUAUGAAGAAGGAGAGGAAGAGACAAGUACCGGAGGAGAAGGAGGAGGAGAGGGAGAUGGAGGUGGAGGUGGUUGUGGUGGAUGCAUUGGCUGCAGCAGCAACGGUGGCUGCGGCUGCAGCGGUGGAGGAGGAGGAGGAAUUGUGGGGGAUGAGGCUUAAGGCGGGAGAUGAUGUGGUCGACGAGCUGAUGACGUGGAGCACCGUUUGGUUGCCUUCAUGUUGGGACGUGGAGUUCGUUGAGAAAAACUAUGGGGUUCUGUAUAAUGAUGUUGUGUGGGACGAUGAUCUUUGGAAUUUGAACCCUUCCACUCAGGAUAACAUAAGACAAAGCUGAAGUUGGGGAGAUUUUUAACGUUUUUCUAUCGGUUCGGUUUUAUAGGAUAUUUUGGUUAAUAGUAUGAACCAUAUUGCAGUCAAAAUAUUUUGUUUUGAUUUGGCACGGUUUCAUUUCAAGUUUUAUUAGUCUUUAUAUCAUGAUUUUUUCUUCGAAAAGCAUCCCUAAAUUGAGGAUUUUUUCUUCUUUUAAAAAAUCAAUUUGGUUUUGACUUUUUCUUUUUCUUGGUUUAGUAUAAAUUUUGGGGUUUCUCCGGUUAAAAAUAAAACUCAAUAAACCGAACUAAGUUUGUUUAUGGUGUAUGGAUCCUUUUCUUUCCUUCUUUUUCUUCUUAAUCGGUUGUAAACUCAACAUGAACUUAUCUUUGCCAGAGAUGAAUUUUGGUUAGGUUGGCUCUUAGAAAACGAGCAAAACCUUUAUAAACU
This is a messenger RNA of Arabidopsis lyrata subsp. lyrata, 1370 nucleotides long. RefSeq lists its product as uncharacterized. The transcript has a single exon. The coding region runs from base 613 to 945 and encodes 110 amino acids. NCBI's taxonomy places the organism in Eukaryota, Viridiplantae, Streptophyta, Magnoliopsida, Brassicales, Brassicaceae. The record is from RefSeq and is a predicted model, not a curated record.